Messenger RNA from Podarcis muralis (Common wall lizard), 674 nucleotides. RefSeq names its product cysteine-rich protein 1-like. Lineage: Eukaryota; Metazoa; Chordata; Lepidosauria; Squamata; Lacertidae. The record is from RefSeq and is a predicted model, not a curated record. Gene Ontology annotation, biological process: intrinsic apoptotic signaling pathway in response to DNA damage; regulation of gene expression. Gene Ontology annotation, molecular function: zinc ion binding.
GGCCCAGCCAUGGUUUUUCUGUCAGUCCAAGCGAACAGACUCCUGUUGAUUCAAACAGUGCUGAUGAGUGUCGAGAGGGGCCUGAAGGAAGACGAACGAUGAUUUCAUAUUGCCCCGUGUGUGGAAAACCAGUCUACUUUGCUGAGCGGAAGCGUUCUCUAGGCAAAGACUACCAUCCCCUUUGUCUGAAGUGCUACCAUUGCAAACGGCAGCUCAGCCCUGGCCAGCACGCUGAGCAUGACGACAAACCUUACUGCACCCACUGCUACCUUCAGCGCUUUGGACCCAGAGGAACAAGACCAUCAUCAACCACCCGCUCAUCCUUUGGGGCAUCGCCUUCUCCUAAGGUUCCAGCAGAAAUCCGAAAGGGCUCAUAGAUGUCUUUCCCUGCUUAUGCUGUAGAAGUAGCAAUUUAUAAAGCGAUGUCAGCUGAAAAAGGGUGUUGCUUGAACAUAACUAAUAAUCCUAAACAAGGUCAGACAGCUUCCGUAAUAGAGUUCACCCUACCUCUGGUUAACAUAGCAGCUGUGAUAAAUAUAUUGUAGCAGGUUAAUAGUGAACAUUGUUGAAAUGUAGAAAUGCUUGCAAAGCAUCUGUCGCUUUAUUUAGACUAAGAUAUGCGCCUAUUUUGUAUAUGUUGGUACUGAAUAAUAAAGCACUUGUGAACACCUGCA